AUCUCUGUUGUGAAUGGCAUUAUUAAGAGACCAGAGGUUUAAAAAACAGGAACUGACCCCCCCCUUUCCUGUUUGAAAGCUGCUAACUAGUUAGCAUGCCCCCACUCCCCUUUUUAAAGAUCUUUUUUUCCCCCCGAUGACCCAAGGAAUAGUGCCUUUCUCUAGCAAAAGAAUGAAGCUGGAAAAAAAAUAAAUAUGUCAUAGCACUGGUAUGGUAGCUCUUUUGUCACUCUUUCAGCCUGCAUAAAGACUGAUGGAGAUGGAGCUAAUUUCUAAAUGGGAAGGAGAAUUUCAGGUCCGAUUAUUUCUGACCGGAGCAUGCCUGGAUGCUCCCCACACUAAUUGUGUGGGUCCCGUCAGGAAUGCAGCAGGCUGGCAGUGCGUUUCCCUAGUUAAGACCAAGGAAGGACCACGCGAUGCUCAGUGGAUAAAAGGCUUGUAAUCCCAGCUGGGGAAAGAGUUCCAUUAUCUCCCAGCUGCAUAGACAUUCCAGACGGCUUGGUUCUGCCUGGAUGAACAGCAAGGCUUGCUGAGAGCUGAAAACAGAGUUCUGCAGAGAAUUGUAAAGAUCCUGAGACAUUCCCUCUGUUCAGAUCUCCUCUUGGAGUAGAAGGAGGAAGAUAUACAUUUUUCACUGCUGAUUGGAUGGGAGAAAUCUUUGACCUUGGAUAUUGGAGAUGAGGUUGCUAUGGAAACUGGUAUUUCUGCUGCCACUCAUGAGCUGUUGUGCAGACAAUGGUGUUCUUCAGGGUCCUAAUUUCACUCAAGAACCACAGGACAUGAUAUACUCAUUGAAUACUGAGGAUUCUGAAGUCAUCUUGGAUUGUGCAGCCAGUGGCUAUCCAGUACCAGAUUACAGGUGGAAGCAAAAUGGCACAGAUAUUGAUUUUACCAUGAGUUAUCACUACAGGUUGGUUGGAGGCAGCUUGGCCAUCAGUAAUCCCCACAAAGCUCAAGCCAUCGGCACAUACCAGUGUUUAGCCACCAAUCCCUUGGGAACUAUUGUCAGUCGCAAGGCAGAGCUCCAGUUUGCAUAUAUUGAAAACUUUGAAACGAAAGCAAGAAGUACUGUGUCUGUCCUGGCAGGUCAAGGUGUGGUUCUGCUCUGUGGCCCACCUCCAUACUUUGGAGAUGUAUAUUACGCUUGGACUUUCAAUGACCAUCCCUUGCCUAUUCAGGAGGAUAGCAGAAGGUUUAUUUCUCAAGCAACAGGAAACCUUUAUAUUGCAAAAGUAGAGCCAUCAGAUGUGGGAAAUUACACUUGCUUUGUAACAAACAAGGAAGCCCAAAAACGUGUCCAAGGGCCAUCUACUCCAUUAAUGCUGCGCAGUGAUGGUGUGAUGGGGGAGUAUGAACCAAAGAUUGAAGUACAUUUUCCUGAAACAAUGCAAGCAGCGAAAGGUUCAACUGUUAAAUUGGAAUGUUUUGCUCUUGGAAAUCCCAGUACAAAUAUUAUUUGGAGGAGGUUGGAUGGAAGACCUUUGGCAAGGAAAACACAAUAUAGCGAAUCCAAAGGAAUGAUUGAAAUCCCAAACUUUCAGCAGGAGGAUGAAGGCUCUUAUGAGUGCAUUGCAGGAAAUCUGCGAGGAAGGAAUAUUGCAAGAGGUCAACUGUUUUUCUAUGCACUUCCAGAAUGGGAUGAAAAAAUCCAAAAUAAAGAUCUAUCAAUAUAUGAUCCUUUAUUUUGGGAGUGCAAAGCCAGUGGAAAACCAGCUCCUUCUUACAUGUGGUUAAAAAAUGGUGAACCUAUUGUGCCAGAGGAAAGAAUUCAAAUAGAAAAUGGGUCACUCAUGAUAAGUGUGCUGAAUGUGUCGGACUCAGGUUUUUACCAAUGUGUUGCAGAAAACAAGUAUCAGACUAUUUAUGCUAAUGCUGAAUUGAAAGUAAGAGCCUCAGCCCCUGAUUUCUCCAAAAAUCCCCUGCAAAAAAUCUCUGUUGUUCAAGUUGGUGGAGAUAUUAUCAUCGAAUGUAAACCAAAGGCUUCUCCCAGAGCAGUGGUUUCUUGGAAAAAAGGCCCAGAGAUGAUCCGACAAAGUAAAAGAGUCUUAUUCUUAGAGGAUGGCAGUAUCAAGAUAUAUAAUGUUACCAAGUCAGAUGCAGGAACAUAUACUUGUGUAGCUACAAAUCAGUUUGGCAUUGCCAAGACUUCAGGCAACCUAGUCAUAAAAGAGAGGACCAUAAUUACUGUCCCACCAACUCAAAUGGAUGUUACUGUUGGCGAGAGCAUAGUCCUACCUUGUCAGGUGUUCCAUGAUCCUUCUGUUGAGGUUGUAUUCUCAUGGUCUUUCAAUGGGCGUGUUAUUGACUUCCAAAGAGGAGUGGCUCAUUUUGAAAGAAUUGGAGGAGAAUCUGUUGGGGAUUUGAUGAUAAGAGAAAUUCAGUUGAAUCACUCUGGAAAAUAUGUAUGCAUGGUACAAACGACUCUAGACAAUCUCUCUGCAGUGGCAGAUAUCAUUGUUAGAGGUCCCCCGGGUCCACCAAAUAAUGUGACAAUAGAGAAUAUUUCAAGUACCACUUCUCAGCUUUUCUGGAAACCAGGUGUCGAUAAUAAUAGUCCUAUUCAAAUCUAUACCAUUCAGACCCGCACACCUUUUUCUGUAGGCUGGCUGGCAGUUUCCACAAUUCCAGAAAUUAUCAGUGGGAAAAUGCACACUGCAACAGUGGUGGGUUUGAACCCAUGGGUGGAAUAUGAAUUUCGUGUUGUUGCUGGCAAUAGCAUUGGAAUUGGGGAACCAAGUCAGCCUUCCAGAUUGUUAAGAACCAAAGCAGCAGUCCCUGUAGUGGCACCAACAAACAUCAAUGGAGGUGGAGGAAGUCGAUCUGAACUCAUCAUUACAUGGGAGUCAAUCCCAGAAGAACUGCAGAAUGGAGAAGGAUUUGGAUACAUGAUCAUGUUUCGGCCAGUUGGCUCUCUAACAUGGACUAAAGCAUCAGUGGCUUCUGUGGAAGCCUCAAAGUAUGUCUACAGGAAUGAAAGUCUUAUACCUCUCUCCCCAUUUGAAGUAAAAGUUGGUGUGUAUAAUAAUGAAGGUGAAGGCACAUUGAGUCCAGCAACCAUUGUCUACUCAGGAGAAGAUGAACCUCAACUGGCCCCAACUGGAGCUUCUGUACAAAGCUAUUCGGCCUCUGAAGUGGACAUUUCUUGGAAUGCCAUUGCCUGGAACAGAAGCACAGGACGGGUGCUCGGUUAUGAGGUCUUAUAUUGGACAGAAGACUCAAAGGAAACCAGUGCUGGUAAAAUCAGGGUCAAUGGAAAUAUAACAACAAAAAGCAUCACAGGGCUAAAAGCCAAUACAGUAUACUUUGCAACAGUGAGAGCCUAUAAUACUGCAGGAACUGGGCCUUCAAGUGAUCCAGUGAAUGUCACUACUAAAAAAUCUCCUCCAAGCCAAGCACCAACAAACAUAGCCUGGAAACUGAAAAACUCAAAAUUAUGUUUGAAUUGGGAACAUGUUAAAACCAUGGAAAACGAGUCUGAUGUGUUGGGCUACAAAAUUUUAUACAGGCAAAACAGACAAAGUAAAACAUAUAUUUUGGAAACAAAUAAUACAUCUGCUGAGCUUCUUGUUCCCUUUGAAGAAGAUUACAUAAUUGAAAUAAGAACAGUCAGUGAUGGUGGAGAUGGUAGCAGCAGUGAAAAAAUUAGGAUUCCUAAAAUAUCAAGCUUAAGUUCUGGAGGAAUGCACAUUUCAGAACCUAGAGUCAAUUUCUUGUCAGCUGUCAUUGUGAUUUUGGACUGUUUUACAGCUGUGUCACUUCAAUGAUUGAAUGAAACCAUAACCAUCUUGGACUUUGAAAGCAGAUUGUUCUAUAUAUACAAUCGGCUACACUUCAGUUGUCACAGUAACAUUUUUGAUAAAGACUUCCUUGGAAUGAACUGAAUUGGACAUUGUUCAUACCGUUGUAAAUAUCUGUGAUGCAUUGAUAUAGUGAUUUUAAGCAACCUUGAAUGUGGAAACACCCUAAGUGAAUGCUGGCUUUUCAAAAGUGCUGAAAAUGUUCUAUGGAGUUGUAACUAGAGAACCUUAAAAUAGUUAUGAAGAGUGUUUAGAAAGCUCCACAAAUAGGUUGGGCUGAUCCCAUUUGGGAUGAUAGUCAUGAUAACAUGAUACAGGAUUGAGUGUAAAGACAGUAACUGAGAUGUGGAUUUUUAUUUUCCCCAUACCAUUUGCUUCAAUGUGACAUUCUUAAUAU
Messenger RNA from Dromiciops gliroides (monito del monte), 4194 nucleotides. RefSeq names its product contactin-6-like. Gene Ontology annotation, biological process: cell-cell adhesion; brain development. The record is from RefSeq and is a predicted model, not a curated record. Gene Ontology annotation, molecular function: cell-cell adhesion mediator activity. NCBI's taxonomy places the organism in Eukaryota, Metazoa, Chordata, Mammalia, Microbiotheria, Microbiotheriidae.